GCGCCGGUCUUUGGAGGGGGGGGUGGGGGCACCAACCCAAAACACAUCAGAUCGGAGCGGGGGGCUCAGUGGUACUAUAUAACCCCCCCCCCCCGAGACUAUGACUUCCAGUAAAAUUGAGAUGCCAGGGGAGGUGAAGGCAGAUCCUGCAGCUCUGAUGGCAUCUCUGCAUCUGCUGCCUUCUCCCACUCUCAACCUUGAAAUCAAAUACACCAAGAUUUUCAUCAAUAAUGAGUGGCAAAAUUCUGAGAGUGGGAGAAUAUUCCCAGUAUAUAAUCCAGCCACAGGAGAGCAGAUCUGUGAGAUCCAGGAAGCUGACAAGGUUGAUACAGACAAAGCAGUGAGGGCAGCUCGCCUCGCUUUUUCUCUCGGUUCAGUCUGGAGGAGAAUGGAUGCAUCAGAAAGAGGCCAUCUUUUGGAUAAGCUAGCAGACUUGGUUGAAAGAGACAGGGCAGUUCUUGCUACUAUGGAAUCACUGAACAGUGGCAAACCUUUCUUGCAAGCUUUCUAUGUAGAUCUUCAGGGAGUCAUAAAAACCCUGAGGUAUUAUGCUGGUUGGGCAGACAAAAUCCAUGGAAUGACCAUUCCUGUAGAUGGAGAUUAUUUUACGUUUACAAGACAUGAACCCAUCGGAGUGUGUGGACAGAUCAUCCCUUGGAACUUCCCCCUGCUGAUGUUUGCAUGGAAGAUUGCUCCAGCUCUGUGCUGUGGCAAUACAGUAGUUAUUAAACCAGCAGAACAAACACCACUCAGUGCUCUCUAUAUGGGAGCCCUCAUCAAGGAGGCUGGCUUUCCACCAGGAGUUGUCAAUAUUUUGCCAGGAUUUGGUCCAAUUGCUGGUGCAGCCAUAGCAUCUCAUGUUGGCAUUGACAAAAUUGCUUUUACUGGAUCCACUGAGGUUGGGAAGCUGAUCCAAGAAGCAGCUGGAAGGAGUAAUUUGAAGAGAGUUACACUGGAGCUGGGUGGGAAAAGCCCAAACAUUAUUUUUGCAGAUGCUGAUUUGGACUAUGCUGUGGAACAAGCUCACCAAGGGGUCUUCUUCAAUCAAGGCCAAUGCUGCACUGCAGGCUCACGGAUUUAUGUGGAAGAAUCAAUCUACGAAGAGUUUGUUAAAAGAAGCGUAGAACGUGCAAAGAGAAGAGUUGUGGGGAGUCCUUUUGAUCCAACCACAGAACAAGGUCCUCAGAUUGAUAAAAAACAAUACAACAAGAUCUUGGAACUGAUUCAGAGUGGCAUUACUGAAGGAGCAAAACUUGAAUGUGGGGGCAAAGGGCUAGGAAGAAAGGGCUUCUUCAUUGAACCAACGGUGUUUUCCAAUGUAACAGAUGACAUGCGGAUUGCUAAGGAGGAGAUUUUUGGGCCUGUUCAAGAAAUAUUGAGAUUUAAAACCAUGGAUGAAGUUAUAGAGAGAGCCAACAAUUCUGAUUUUGGGCUGGUAGCUGCUGUCUUUACAAAUGACAUAAACAAGGCCCUGACAGUCUCUUCAGCAAUGCAGGCUGGGACAGUCUGGAUAAAUUGCUACAAUGCCUUAAAUGCCCAAAGUCCUUUUGGAGGAUUCAAAAUGUCUGGCAAUGGGAGAGAGAUGGGUGAAUGCGGAUUGAGAGAAUAUUCUGAAAUUAAAACUGUGACAAUAAAGAUCCCUCAGAAGAACUCCUAAAAUGAUGAAGGACCACCCUGUGCAGAAGAGCACAUGAUGCCACCCUCUCUAUUGCUUAUGGAGACCAGCACUCAGGAAUAAAAAGCGUUACACAAUAUAUAUUUAAAAAAUUAA
Messenger RNA from Melopsittacus undulatus (budgerigar), 1771 nucleotides. RefSeq names its product aldehyde dehydrogenase 1 family member A2 (gene ALDH1A2). Lineage: Eukaryota; Metazoa; Chordata; Aves; Psittaciformes; Psittaculidae. The record is from RefSeq and is a predicted model, not a curated record. The transcript is spliced from 13 exons. Gene Ontology annotation, molecular function: aldehyde dehydrogenase (NAD+) activity. Bases 101 to 1657 code for a protein of 518 amino acids.